UCUCUCUCUCUCUCUCUCUGUUUGUCUAUCUGUGUCUGAUGCCGCAAGUCGAUCUCGAAACGUUAGUUUGCGGCGGUGACCGAAAAAUCGAAUGCAAAAGCUUAAUAGGAGAUCUACAACAACCGCAGCUGGAUAAACUAGAUCCUCUGGAGGCUCCAUCUGAUUUUCCGGUGGAAUCAUUUCAACUACGAGAAGAAGACGAACUCGAAUGGUUCGAUCGGAACGCGUUUUACUUUAACGAGCGCAAAGACUCCCAGAAGGGAAACUCUAACCCUAACUCCAUCUCCAAUCACAACCCCACCAACUCAACGUCUCAGAGAUUCUCUUUGAAUUUCACCUCCAAUACUUCAAUCAUCGGACCAAAGCCACAGAAAUCCAGUUACCUCAAUAGCAAGUCCCGGAGGCACGGUCGGCCACCUCGACCUCGGUUCUUCCCCAAAAAACCAUCUCGCAGCGGAAAAUCCAUCACAGUGACGGAACCUUCGUCACCUAAAGUGUCGUGUAUUGGGAGAGUUAGGUCCAACAGGAGCAAAAACCGCCGGUGUCCAAGUGGCCGACGUCCUACAGAGGUCAAAUCCAAACCGGAAAACAAAACUGGAUUUUGGAAUUGUCUUAAGGCGAUUCUGCAGUUCAGUUGCGGGAACAACGGAUCAGGCGUUGAUAUAGAUGAGAGUCGGCGACCAAAGGAUUCACCUUCGAAUUCGCCACCGCGUUGGAGCUUCGCCGAACGGGAGCAAAAGAUUCCGGCGAGUGCACCAUUGGGAGAUCCGCCAGGAUUGGGAGGGAUGAAACGGUUCGCGUCUGGUAGGAAAUCGGAAUCGUGGGCCAGGAGUGAUUUGGAUUCCGACGAAGACUCGGUGGUGGAAUCUGACGCAACGGAUCAUCAGCAGCACAGUAUAUGGCGUCGUCGGGCUGUGGACCCACCGAAGAAAAUCGAUUCCUUACGCGAUUGGGAAUGUGAGGGUCCCGCUUCGGUGUGAUUUACAAACAAAAGUUGAAACAACGAUAGAUUUA
Molecule: messenger RNA, 1014 nt
Organism: Telopea speciosissima
Lineage: Eukaryota; Viridiplantae; Streptophyta; Magnoliopsida; Proteales; Proteaceae
Exons: 1
Coding region: 39-980 (313 amino acids)
Source: RefSeq, a predicted model, not a curated record